AUGGCCAUAAUUCGAUCCUUCCGUGCAGUGUCAUACCUGUAUCACCAAUUCACGGAGCCGUUUCUCAAUACAGUCCUCCCCGCCCGACAUAUUGGUCUCAGAGGACGCCCGCUUUUAAACCGCUCUCGAGGCAUCGAAUCCAUCAACUCAACCACCCAGCCAAUCUUUCUCAGUCGACAUUCCAGCAUGCGCUUCUCUAUCGUCGCUCUCGUUAUCGGUGCUGCAGCCACAGCUUCCUCCGCUGCGGCGGUCGAUGCGGUGGUCGAGAGUCGCGGAGAUUACAACUGGCCCAAGUGUGCUGCUCGCUGCUGGCCCCCAAAUCCAUUCAAGUAUCAGUGUGCCCCUUUCGACUACGGCUGCCUUUGCCGUAAGCACGACAAAUGGAGCUACGAUCUCAAGUACUGCUUCAAGAAGUAUUGCAAUGAUUACGACUACAAGCAAUCUGGCAAGGGCGUUGGCUAUUACUGCAAGAACUAUGGCUACACCGGCUGGAAUUAA
Cyclocybe aegerita is the source of this 498-nucleotide messenger RNA. NCBI's taxonomy places the organism in Eukaryota, Fungi, Basidiomycota, Agaricomycetes, Agaricales, Hemipholiotaceae. The record is from the annotation of a GenBank genome assembly.